Molecule: messenger RNA, 4278 nt
Organism: Loxodonta africana (African savanna elephant)
Lineage: Eukaryota; Metazoa; Chordata; Mammalia; Proboscidea; Elephantidae
Gene: S1PR2
Product: sphingosine-1-phosphate receptor 2
Exons: 2
Coding region: 1859-2917 (352 amino acids)
Biological process (GO): regulation of metabolic process; sphingosine-1-phosphate receptor signaling pathway; adenylate cyclase-activating G protein-coupled receptor signaling pathway
Cellular component (GO): plasma membrane; cytoplasm
Molecular function (GO): sphingosine-1-phosphate receptor activity
Source: RefSeq, a predicted model, not a curated record
CCCCUCUGACAAAGCGACAUUUAAAUGGAAACCAGAAGGAUGACGAACCAGUCAUUCAAGGAUGGGGGGUGGGUGUGCAAGGUGAGCAACAGCUGGGGCAAAGGCCCUGAGGUGGAGAUGGGGGCGGCAAGUAGAAGACCAUUGUGGCUGGAGUGGAAUGAUUGCUGGAGAGAGUGGGAGGAGACUAGGUGGGUAGGGACCACCCAUUCAGGGCUGUGGAGAGCCAUGGAAGAAUUUGGAGCCGGGGGUGACCUACUGGUUUUAUAAAUUAACCUCCCCCGGCUCCUGCUGCUGAGUGGAGAAUAGCCUGUAGGGGGUCCUGACAGCUGGAAGGAAACCAGAUGAAAGAGGGUGGGGGGCUGUCUAGGACAGGGGGCAUGGUAUUGAUGGUUGACCGGGGGAACUGGAACCACAGGGUCUGCCCCUCUGGAACUAGGAGGGCACAUAGCCUUCCUCCCACCUUCCCCUUGCCUAAUCUCUGGCCAAAUAGUCCAGUCUUUCUCUGUCUUUCUUCCCUUCCCUUCACAACCUGCCACUUGUUCCUCUCACUCCACUUCAGGCCUGGUCUGUUCUGAGCCCAGUGACCUCUUCCUGAGCCUCUGGGAGGUAGUCAGGACUGCCCUGUGACAGUGAACAAGUGACAGACCUGGGAGCUUGGCCCACAGGAGGGGAAGAGACAAGGCCUCUAUCUGCCUGGGGGUGACUCCUCUGCCAGCCCCAGUGUCUUGGCCCUGCUUCCUCUUUCUGGGAAGCACAGACAGCCUUAAGUUCCUGCCUCUGUUCUCCUUUAGCCAGUAGGGAAAAUGAGACAGAGGAGGAAGUAUGGGCCUCAGUUUCACCUUUUCUGACUAGAAGAGCUGUACCUCCCUUUGCAGAUGAACUGACAGCCUCCUGGGCCUGCAGAAAGUCAGGGGAAGAAGGAAGAAGGCAGGGAAGAAGACAGACUUUUUGUUGGUUACUGGGGUGUGAGGGCUGAGUCCAUUUAUUACUUAAAAUCAGCUGUAAAUCUUUCUCUUAGCAACUGGACUGGAGAGGGGUGGCAGCCCCCACAUGAGCCCUGGGGUGGGAGAGGGACACACCCUGGGCUUCUCCGCCAUCAAAUAUGGUUCCCAGGCCUGUGACAGAGGCCUUAAUUCUCAAUUUUGAACUCCAGGAGGGGCCCAGCAGGCCAGGGCAGUCUGGGGACGUCUGGUCGGGGUAACCCAGCGGUCAGGCCAGGCUCAAACAUUCCCCAGGGACAUCCACAGCCAUAACUCGGUCCUUGGAAAAACAGAGCUCCAGCUGCCUGUAAACGACCCAACCCAUACUGCUAGCUAGCGGUAGUGCGCCCCCAACUGGACAAUCAUAUGCCGAGGAUGCAAAAUUUAGGCCAGUAGGCAAAUCGCUCAGUGCCCUGGGAUUGAAAAUGAGCUAACCAGGGUGCGGGCUGUUUCCGGCUCGACGGCCUGUCUGGUAAGACAGUGGCCUGGGCCAAGCCAGUCCGGGGCCAGCUGCGGCGGGGAGAGGGCAUUGGGGAGUCCGGGCCCUGGCCGGCGGGAAAACAAGGGGCCUCUGUGUGGCGAUCUGGGCGGGGCGGCCAUCCCCAGGGAGGUACACAAGCCCUUCUCUGUUUCCAAACUAGGACGGAUGUCCCUUCAGCAGGAGAAACAGCUGCCUUUGUCGGGCUGGGGGCCAGGGUGUCCCUUUGAAGGGGCAUCCGGGGGGCUGAGAUGACUGCGUGACCCCGGUAGCCCCCCAUCACCCCCAGACUCACUAGGAACCGGCCUAACCAGCCUUUUCUGGAAGGUGCUGCUGGCACACAUGUGGUCCUUGCCAGCUCUGACAGCCCCAUGGCCCCAGCCAGCCACUGAGCCCCACCAUGGGCAGCCUAUACUCGGAGUACCUGAGCCCCACCAAGGUCCUGGAACACUACAACUACACAAAGGAGACACUGGACACACAGGAGACACCGUCCCGCCAGGUGGCCUCAGCCCUCAUCAUCAUCACCUGCUGCGCCAUCGUGCUGGAAAAUCUGCUGGUGCUCAUUGCAGUCGCACGCAACAGCAAGUUGCACUCAGCCAUGUACCUGUUCCUGGGCAAUCUGGCCGCCUCGGACCUCCUGGCAGGUGUGGCCUUCAUAGUCAAUACCUUGCUCUCAGGCCCUGUCACAUUGGGACUGACACCUGUGCAGUGGUUUGCCCGUGAGGGCUCUGCCUUCAUCACACUCUCCGCCUCUGUCUUCAGCCUCCUGGCCAUUGCCAUUGAGCGGCGCGUUGCCAUUGCCAAGGUCAAGCUGUAUGGCAGUGACAAGAGCUGCCGUAUGCUGCUGCUCAUCAUGGCCUCCUGGCUCAUCUCGCUGGCUCUCGGUGGCCUGCCCAUCCUUGGCUGGAAUUGCCUAGGCCACCUGGAUGCCUGCUCCACUGUCUUGCCACUCUACGCCAAACAGUAUGUGCUCUGUGUGGUGACCAUCUUCUCCAUCAUCUUGUUGGCCAUCGUGGCUCUGUACAUCCGCAUCUACUGCGUGGUACGCUCAAGCCAGGCCGAUGUACCUGGCUCGCAGACGCUGGCCCUGCUUAAGACGGUCACCAUUGUACUGGGUGUUUUCAUCAUCUGCUGGCUGCCCGCCUUUAGCAUCCUCCUCCUGGACUAUUUCUGUACCGUCCGGUCCUGCCCUAUCCUCUACAAAGCCCACUACUUCUUUGCCUUCGCCACCCUCAACUCGCUGCUCAACCCUGUCAUCUACACAUGGCGCAGCCGGGACCUGCGGCAGGAGGUGCUGCGGCCCCUGCGGUGCUGGCGGCAGGCAACGGGGGUACGAGGACGGCGGGGUGGGACCCCGGGCCACCGCCUUCUGCCCCUGCGCAGCUCCAGCUCACUGGAAAGGGGCACACACAUGCCCACAUCACCCACGUUUCUGGAGGGCAACACGGUGGUCUGAGGGGUGGGUGGGCUGACAACCAGGUUGACGGCAGAGGGCCACAUGGAGAGGUGCUGGGUGACCUCAGACAGAGAUGAGGGGCUGCCCGGCAUGAUGCCCCCACUCUGCAGACCUGGGUGGUAUUGGAAACAUUCCACAGCUGGUUUGGCCGAGGCACUGACCAGUCGGAUGGCAGAGCUGCUGCAGGGUCCCGGAGGCCAGCACCCGUGCCUGGCAUGACCCUUUAGAACUGGAUCAUGGGGCCAGGGUGAUUCCAGGUAGACACUCAAGGGGAGCUCGGAGCAGGAACGAUUGACCAACUGGUACAGAGGAUUUCAACAUCGGAACAACUCCUGACCCUCUGGCCUGCUUCAGACUCCCCUCUCUGAAUUACCCUCCUGCCACCUUCUCCUGGCAACCUCGGGCCGCUUCCCUGGAACCUCUGUCCUCAGGGGCUGGAGGCCUCCUCCCUGGCCUCCAGGGCUGCCUUCAUUACAGUCCCUGGGCCCAAAUCCACAGCUUCCCCAAAUUUCAUCAGCUGCCACUUUGGCUACUUCUUCCCUUUCCUCUCACUCUCCGAGAUGCCAGGAAACCACAGAGUGGGGGUGGGGAGCUGAGCCCCAUUCUCAGACCUCAUCGGGCAAUUGCACUAUUGGGGCACAGAGAAAUUACCAAAGGCUGGAAAAAUCGGUUUGGGGAGGGGGCAGAGAAAGGGAUUUGGGCCUCCCAGUGAGGCAGGGUAGAACCUGAGAAAGUUUUAAGGGAGAUAUUUGCACAGGACCCCCCCUAAAAUCAAACCAUACCCAAACUACUCCCACCAUCAGCCACGGCCAAGGUACCAGGCCCCUAAGGCAGAGCCAUCCUCAGCCACUGUGCCUCCCUUCAAGUUGUAUUGAAUGGAGCAUGGAGUUGGGGUGACCAAGGACAUUUCCUGGGGACACUCUCCCCUAAAUUGCCCCAGAAAAAUUUUGCUCAAUCCCGCGGAUGGAUGGAAGGGACAUUGCGGUACAGAUGUAUAUUUAUGUGACUGUGUGUGUCUGUGUGUGCAUGUGUGUGAUGUCUGUGACCUGGUUCCCUGCCGUUUCCCCCAGAGUGGAUGCUGUUCUGUCUCCUCAUGUCUGUGUUGAAGAUGCCAAAGGGGGUUCCGGUCCUGUAGAGACCCCUUAGAAAUUGCUGGCUCAUCUCCCCGCUUGAGAGCUGGGAUGCAGCUCACCUCGGGGAAGAAAACCUCAUGCCUCCAACUCAAGAAUGCAAAGGUUGAAGGGGUCUUUGGGGGGCAAGGAGCCAGUCAGGGGCUUGUCUCCCCUCAUACAGCUCCCCAGACACCCCACAUGCCUGAGACCCAAAUCUGGGCCAAUAAACGGUUCAAUUUCUUUUUCUGA